UAAAAGUGUCUGCUUGGCUCAAAACGACAUCCGGCCCGUUCUUCCUUCGGUCCCCGGUCCCCGGUUUCAUUUCACCCACCCGUAAUCUUUGAAUGGCUGCGGAAGGAAAAUGAUGUCAGCCACAUGUCGUAAUUUGCGUGAGACGAGGGGACAUGGGUUUCCCCCGGUCCGGGAACCAGGAGACCAACGCACACACCGCGAACCCAACUGAAUCGCAUAUAUAGUAUCUGUUCAUUAUGCAGGGCGAAACGCGUGCUCGGCGAGAUAAGAAGUCCGGGGGAAUAUGCCGUGGGUUAAUUGCCGACGGGAAGUCGGAGUCCAACGGAGGCCUUGAACUUUAAGUCAUCUAUCUGUUGAUCUCCAAACGAUACGAAGUGAAAUUAACAAAUUAAUUGCAUUAACAUAAAAUGGUUUUAUGAAUGUGGCGCUUGAGGGCUGGAAUCGAGCCAGAAUCUUCGAGCGGCUUUCGGCAAAAACCCUUGAGUCUGAGUGAGGAGUUCCGCUGGCAAAGAUUUGGCCUAAAACAUCAUUCACCCCACGACUUUCUACGAUCGCAGUGGCAGUCGAAACCGAAAUCUCCAUAUUUUCUAACCUAUCGCUGGCUUUUAGUCGGCUUCUUUGGCACUGGCGUGAUUAGUUAUACAAUUAAGUAUUAUCACAACGGCCUUUGUUUCAUCUAUUUGACCAACUGGGGAUUUAUCUUGUGCGGCAUUACGAGCCUUACUGGUGCCAUACUAGUGUCAGUCUAUCACUGCAAGCCGGAAACGUGGGUUCCACCCAGCUGUUUGAUCAAGACUUAUUGGGCCUGCUACUGGACUAAUUUGCCACUGGCUUGUUUGAUUGCAAUUACUUACUGGCGAGCCAUUUAUCCCAACGAUCGGUUGCCAACCAAUUUGGCUAGGGUAUCCGGUCUCUAUAACAUAUGGACACACUUAUUGCCGCCUACUUUCUUCACAAUCGAUCAUUUUGUAGUAGCGCAGCCAGCACGUCUGCUGCACUUUGUCUAUCCAGUGGCCUUCGGCUUGUCUUACGGCGUGUUCACUUUAAUAUAUUAUUCACUGGGUGGCCGUAACAUAAACGGAAGGCACUAUAUAUAUUCUUUCCUGGACUAUGAAAAGCCGAAAAUAGUUUGUGGAACCGUGGCCGGACUGAGCUUGAUGAUGGUGUCCUUGUGCACCCUGCAAUAUGGAGGCUAUCGGCUAAGAACUUUCAUAGCACGCAAGUGGGGAAAACUUCAGUGAAUGUUAGUAUAAGGCGUGCAAAAAAUUUAAAAAUACAAAUAAAAGCAA
Molecule: messenger RNA, 1289 nt
Organism: Drosophila gunungcola (fruit fly)
Lineage: Eukaryota; Metazoa; Arthropoda; Insecta; Diptera; Drosophilidae
Product: protein rolling stone
Exons: 4
Coding region: 420-1241 (273 amino acids)
Cellular component (GO): membrane
Source: RefSeq, a predicted model, not a curated record